GGUCUUGAACUAGAACUCACGGCUUGAUUUCGGACAAAAUGCGUUUCCUAUGCAGGAUCAUAUGUUUUACUUUAGUGAUCUCCGUUGUGGCUGAUGGUAAAUUGAAUGGAAAUGUCGUUCUUGAAUCAGAAUCUGUUGAGGAACGUGCAGUAACGUUAAGUCCUGCGGUAGCUAGCAGCCUUGCCGCCAGUCUGCACCAUCUCUCCAGCGUUUUUCAUCAUCUAAACUUUACAGCACUGAAGCAUUUAAAUCUAACAACACUGGGACACCUUUCUCCUGUCACUCUACAUGGAAAUGCCACAAACCACUGGUGUUGCAAUACUGCUACGACUAAGAAAAUAGUAAAGAGCCACUCACAGCUGAUAUACACGAAGCAGAUCAGAGACCGUGUUUCACAUCACCACUGUGGAUUUUUGGGAACGAGUCGCUGUGCACGACACCACUACUACUACAUAUCAGUACCAGCUUAUAAAAGGACAUACUCAACUCAAACCAUCCACACCUCAUGUCCAAGUCAAAAUCUGGUUUGCUGUAAGGACUACAUUCUUAUAGCUGAUAAUUGUGUUCCACUGAACGAAAUUCCCAAUAUAAAGGAUGACUUGAUCAAGCUUCAUAACGCCAACAUUCCUGUUGGGAAAUGAUUCACUGGGCAAAUUUCUAAACAAAAA
This is a messenger RNA of Saccostrea cuccullata (small rock oyster), 668 nucleotides long. RefSeq lists its product as uncharacterized. Lineage: Eukaryota; Metazoa; Mollusca; Bivalvia; Ostreida; Ostreidae. The transcript is spliced from 5 exons. The record is from RefSeq and is a predicted model, not a curated record. Bases 39 to 641 code for a protein of 200 amino acids.